This is a messenger RNA of Opisthorchis viverrini, 14547 nucleotides long. RefSeq lists its product as hypothetical. Gene Ontology annotation, biological process: proteasome-mediated ubiquitin-dependent protein catabolic process; protein polyubiquitination; positive regulation of protein catabolic process. The transcript has 39 exons. The record is from RefSeq and is a predicted model, not a curated record. NCBI's taxonomy places the organism in Eukaryota, Metazoa, Platyhelminthes, Trematoda, Opisthorchiida, Opisthorchiidae. Gene Ontology annotation, molecular function: protein binding; ubiquitin-protein transferase activity. Bases 1 to 13998 code for a protein of 4665 amino acids.
AUGUGUAAACCUGAUACAAUUUAUCGUAGUAGCAAACGGAGCAAUUAUUUUGUAAGAAUGGAUCAUCACAAUAAAAAGAUGAUACUGGAACGUUUAGUAUCCAUAGCAGAGACAUGGGGAGGUUCAGAAAACAACUUCGGUCUUGCCGCAUGUUGCGAUCCAGAUCAUUUCCCAGAAACAGCUGGUAACAUAUACUUCGAAUACCGACCGGAUUCAAAAGACGGCUCUUUUAUCGGCGGCAAUCCUCCAAGUCAAUUAGAAACGGAAACCACUCCGUCGGGUGACAUCGCAGAACAUACCGAUGGGUGUGGAAACGUGGAAUGGACAGCACCUAAAAAGAUAGUACUGCGUGCACUGCAUCGUCGCAAUCAGUCUCCAUCGCAAAUAAUGGAGGAGCUACUGUCACAACACCUCUUACCUCCGUCAAAACAAAUGGCCUUGUUUGCUAGAAUACGUUUGGCUACGUAUUUUGCCAUUCCUGAACAGCGCCACAAAUGCAUCCGAGCUAGACUUCAGGCCCUGUCCAUUUUGUCAUACACCUUUGAUGUGGACGAGCGUCACCUCUAUCCGAGUCUCCUGGAUGAGCUCGUUGAAGUGCUGGAACUCCCUGAUGGACAGUACACCGGCAUCAAGGCAUGCGCCUUGCGCACGAUGACGGCAAUUGUAAAUUCACAUCGGCUAGGAAUCACCUGGACGUCUCUUGUCAGUUGUACAGGGUUGUCAAGCUAUCAUGGUAUUUUGCCCAGUUUGACCAGAAGAUGGAUUCAAGGUCUAGUCGAUGGCACCAUUGAGGCCCCUGGGGGUAGUACAAAUCAACAAUUCACCACAGCCAUAUUGUCCUUCCUUUAUCAUCUUGCCUGUUACGAGGAAAACGUCGGACCAGGCAAUACACAAAAUGCCACACUCAGUUCCAGUGGUGUGUUAGACACAAUGUUGCAGUUGAUUGCCUGGCACACUUCUCGAAACGAUUGUCUGAGUUACGUCACACGCGCCGUUCGAGUCACGGAUCAAAUACUGAUGAGUAUCGCCACCAGUCGAUUGAAUGUUGUGAAUAUUCUCGUCAAUCGGCUUAGUUUCGAGGUCGACCUGGUCUUAAAAGCUUCCAGUGAUGGGAAGAUUCGGCAAGACCUUGGUCCCGCCUUGAAUACACAGCGCUCUGGUCUAAUGAAGUCCAUCCUAAAUCUACUGAAGCGCCUUUGUUUGGAUACGGACUGGGGGGAGGUGAUGCACACUGUUAUGGAGGAUACACUUCCUGAUAUUUUGCGUCAGGUAUUCCUCAAUGGGUCCAUUCAUUUCACCCCACAUUUGGCACUGUUUGCAAUGGAAACGAUCACCAACUAUCUAUAUACAUACCCUUCGCGAAUAUCCUCAAUGCAGGAUAAAAAUGUUACUACAGACAUUUUAACGGCACUAACUAGCCAGCCGCUUCCGCAGAACCGUGACUUUCUUGUGCAACUUCCUGGCUUGUUCAACACUUUGGCCUUGAAUGCCCGUGGAAUCGAGGCAAUUCAGUCUAGUGGCGUUCUUUCGAAGUACCUUGAAACCCUGGUGUCACCGGAUUAUCUGCCGACGAUGAAAACGAAGCGUGUGCGCGAUUUUCUAUCUCAGAUAUCGUACAAUCUCUCCUCCAGUACUGGGCAAACUCUGUCCAAUAGUCUGACCGCGAGUCAAAUGAGCAAUGCAAUACAGGAAUUAUUGCGCUCACGCAGUGAACUGAAAACUCCGGUGUUUCAAGGUCUGGUUGCUUGUAUGAAACGCGUCGUGGAAAUCGGUCGGAUGCAACCUGCAAGCCUUGUUGUGGAACCUAUCCGGUGCGUUUCGGACACGCACACACUGGGUACUGAUGACAACACCAAACUUACCAAUGAACCACCGGAUUCCACUGUUUGUGAGCAUUUGGGCUCCGAUUUACCCUGCCUAACGGGAGUGGCACUUGGUCGCAGCAUCGAUACGUCCCAGGCUGCAACCUCCACCUCCGGUGGCCGAGGCAUCGGGGAACCCGAUGGUAUGCUUGAGGAGGAUGUGGUUAUGCUGUCUGGUGAUGAAGAUGAAGAUGGUGACGAUGAUCACGACAUUGACGAUGUGAGUCGUGCAACGCAAACUGCAGCGCAUCAACAUCGAUCUGUCAAUACGAGACUGAUGGAUUCACGAUCUACCUCGCCCACUGCCUCGCUGAACUUGAAGGAAGACCUUGCCCCAACCAGUCGUCCUAUCACCUCGCUGGCAGACGGCUCACCUGUUCCUGCUUAUCAUUUUCUAUCAGACUUCAUGUUAAAUACAUGUAAAUUUCUGGAGAAGCUACUUCCAUCCGUGCUGCAUGUAACGGAAGCUAUGUGUCGACACUUCAUGAGCCACGGUGGUCUUCAAGUGCUAUGUGACCUUUUACGAAUGCCAGGGCUGCCUUACGAUUUCCCGGUUUCGGCAAGCUGUGCCUCUCUCUGCAAGAUUUUCGAGGAUUUGGCGAACUCCAUAUACCUCAACGAUGUGAUCGCCCCCCUGUUUCAGUGCCUAGAGUCGUCGCUAGAAAAACUGGCACCCCUACAAAACUCUCAGUUUACACUAACAUCCCUUCUGUUGCGCGAAUACAUGGCUAACGAGCAUGUCCUGCUUCACGAGCUUGUGGUCACUGCCUCCAUAAUUUGUAUCAUGGUACAGAUUAUAGACCACUUGAAGUCUGAAUUACGCCCAUCGUUGGCUGACAAAUGGCUAGUUCGGAACGUUCUUCACUCCUUGGGGCGACUCUAUUUAGGCGUUUCUUGGGAAGCUUGUAUUCUACUCAAAAUUCUUUAUGGAGACAAAGAUAUCACGGAGGCAGAUAUAAAUCCACAAGAAAGAAUGGACACAAGUGUACAUCCGCCAGCGACGUGCACAGCCGACAGAAACCAGGCAUCAGACGAAUCAGGUUGGAAACCGGAAGACGAUACCACCGGUCAGUGGAGACCUGUCACAGAGACUAGUCCGAUGCCUCAGUUUGUUGAGGCACUUCACAUUUACUCAAUACUGAGACCGUCCAAGAUUCCUACUUCCGGUGACAACAAGAAUGCUUUUCUUCAUCAACGACCUGAGUUAGCAAAAGCCACGCAUCGCAUACUUCACGUGACCGCUUUUCUAAUCAAUUCUGUUACGGAGCUUUGUACGUCUUGGAGCCGGUUCUUUGCGAAUCGCAACCAACUCAAUUACCGUCGCCGUCGCAUGACACUACUGCCAAGCGAACAAAUUCCUACCGCGCGAAAGUAUGCCGCGUUGUCGGAGAUUUCACAGGUAAUAUCCGGGGCUCUUGCUUGGGAACCAGCUGUCACCACUACUCACCACCCCGCAGCCCCCACCCUGAUAUGCGCAAUGCGCUAUUCCUCCAUCCGCUUAACCAACGUGCUCCUGCAUGAUGCCAGCCAAAAGGGACCUCAAGGUGGUAUGAUGAAUGUGUUCUUCAUGUUGAAUGGAAUUCGUCGUUAUUUCGGACUGUUCAAAGAGUUGGUGAAAUUCGACUUAACGGAUCCCAAAGUUCGAACUUCGUUAACCGAAACACUUGAGGAAUGGCUUGUCUGUGCUGACCGGAUGAGCAGUACAGAAUACAUAAACACGGAGCUAGCUCGAUCUUCUGACAAUGAUAUAACUAUGGUUGAUCCGGAGCGCUACAUUAAGGAGGUGCAUCGUUGCAUGCUUUUCCCAUUGAAUCAGCUAUGCAUUAGGAAGGAUCUACAGAACUUAUUGACACGCCGUGCUGUUGAGCACCUUUUAAGUAUGCUGGUAACGAUUGUGCCAUACUUGUUCAAGGCGACUAGCAAACCUUCUUCCCCAGGACCUGCCUGCUCAAUACCUCAGGUGCUCUCUACAGUCAUUCAUCCGGAUACGUCAACGUCAGUUCCUCCGGUUACCACAUUAUCUACAGAAGAUGCAAUCAUGGAUGUGUCUGAAUCAGGUACUGCUGAACCGGAACUUGACGGACGAACUAGGGUAAACAUACGGCUGCUUGAGGAAAUGGGGUUCUCCCGUGAGGUAGCUGUGGUUGCUCUGGAGCAAACGGAGGGCGACGUAAACGAGGCAGUGAAUAUUUUGGUUUCAACACCAGCAGAAGAACUUCUUGCAACAACUGCUACUGUUCGAUCAAGCCGAAGUGCAACGUUACAGAGGCGUGACACCGUGGAACAACCAACUCAAGAGGGCAGUGACAGUUCUGUUACCCGAUCGGCCUCCGCAAUCGCUGCGGCAGCAAUGGAACUUGCGUCGGUCGCUUCAUCCCUACUCAGUUCCGCUGAGUCACCGUUGAAUCACUUGAACGCUACCACUGGAGAGCGCUCGCGUUCUUCAACGCAGCAACCGAUUCCCAGUCUUCCGAGCUCAUUAAAAAUUCCGUUCGAUUGGCAGAAACCUCUCGCGGAAUUGGAAUCUUUGGCUCCGGAAAAGAUUGAAGAACUACGCGAAUCACUUAAAAGGCAUGUAUUUCGUGCAUGUUACUCAAUCGCCAAACAUCAUCAUUCAGAUCAAAUUCUUCAUCGGAUUGCUGAGCUGCUCCUUUCCAGCGGUGAAGAAGAACAUUACAUUGACGAACUUUUUGGUUUUGUUGCUGCCACUAUGUCUGGACGUUUGGGCCUCUCUGCCGCCUCUCCGACCAUCCCUUCUCUUUCGGUCAAUGUUGACGAGGCUGGUGUCUCGGUACAAGAACAACCUACCGUUGGACUUCAUUUGUCUGCCCUGCUUUUCAGUCGCUGUCAGUCCCUAUGUGCUCGUCUGGCUUGGAAGCAUAAUUUGCCCCAUCUGUUGAUUACAUGGGUGGCUCGGUGCGAACAGUCAAGUGACUGUCCACCAGACACUGCUCAACAGGCUAAUCACGGGCUAGACACAGACUAUUAUAAAACUUUACUCCUGUCCUGUCUCAUUCUGGAUUUGUAUGAGCGCAGCAUACAGGCAAUGCAGUUACGGCAGAUCAGCAGCAAGCUAUACUUGAAUUCACAUACUUGGAACUGGUUCGAUGAUCGUGCCAUGCUGUGGCAUCCUUAUGCAAGUGAAAGUGGACGUAUUAUUGACACCGCCUUUCACAACGGUGAAUUGUCUGCCUACUGUCACAUAAGUCGCAGGCCCUACGCGGUUGAAUUUCCUACCAUGACGCAAAUCAACCUUGAUAGCAUGCAUCGGCGGCCGGUGCUGCUCAUGCCUUCAACCGCAGAGGACACCGACGAGCGAUCCAACAAGGAAUCAGCGUACGAGCGCUCCAUUCUGGAUGCUGAAAUUCCACCCAAGCUGACUGGCAAGCAAAGAAGAACACUAUUCACUGGCUUGGUUCAUCAGUUUGAGCGUGCGACCACACAUUCUGCCAUCAGUCAAACGACAGUACCGCUUUGCGAUACCUCAUGUCCCACUAACGUCCAUGCUUCCUCCGUAUUAUUCCCAUCAGACUGUGUAAACGCGAUGCUUCGUCUCUUACUGCGACUCGCAUAUUCCAGUUUUGACGAUGCCAGAGAAAUGAUUGAUGUCAAUCUACUGUCGGUUCUGCUUAGUUUUCCACAUUCACGUGACUUCACAGCAGAGUACUCUGCGUUCGUCGGCUCCAUAGUUAUACAGAUGUUUGAAGACAGACCUACAGUCAACCGGACAAUGAAAGAGGUGAUCAGAAAGAUGUGCAAGUUCGGACUUCCCAGCAGUUUUAUGGGAGUUCGGAUUAACUCACCUGCGUGCCGUGACUUGUUCUACCUUCUCAGCAUGUGCGCCCCCAUAAUGGCCAAGGAUCGGGAAACAGCGCUCAAAAUUGCCUGUGAUACAAUCAACUUAUCAAUCAGCGAUGCGGAUGUUACCGCAAAAACUGUCCCAAAGGACUACAUUGUGGAGGCACCUCUAGAGUCGGAUGACAAAGAUCAAGACACUUUCCCUCUAUCCGACCGCCAGCAAGCUAUUAUCACCCAGCUGAUUGAAGUGAUUAUGCAACCCUCGAAGACGGCUGACAAUCGAACCAGUCAGUCUGCAAUUGUGGAUACCUCACAGCGGACGCAAUCAUCCACAAGUGAUGGGAUACAAACAUCAGCGUCUACUCUGCUUACUUCCAAUUCAACAGUGUCUGAUGCCACUUGGUCCAGUAAUUUAAAUUUAGCAGGUCUGCCGUCUCAGAACGAAAGUCAGUCGACAGCUACUGUGCAACCAUCUGCAAGUUUACCGCCAAACGCCACCACGGGCUCGUCGUGUCCUACCACAGGUGUCACCGUCCUCGGAAAAGCCGAUGCCAUUCGUUACCUCAUCGAUCUCAUUGCCUCCUAUCGGCCUGUUGCUGAAUUUGUGGCAACAUACAAACACAAACCAUGUGGAACCAAUGGUACUCAAUUCCCAUCGCUGUUGACCUACUUGUUCAGCACCCAGUUGAGCAAUCCGGAAACCACGGACCUAACUACAUACCUGUUAGAAAACCUCGUAUUGGUUGGUUGUGAGUCCACACAAGACAUCAUCAUUGCUGAAUACAAAGCUUCUCUGGGUCGUAUAUCAUCCUCCGUUCCAGUUUCUGGAGAUCAGGGUAUUGCCUAUGAAUCCGUACAAUUUCAUAAGAACGAACGUGUAACAGCACACAUGGCAUUUCUAGAGAGACUCCUCGCUCUACCCUCUCCUUUAGUUGACCGCCUCAUUGGCCUAAUUUAUCGGCGACAUUUGCCUGCUGACAUUGCCAAACUGAUCGCAUUGAUUGAUUGCAACCUACCCAACACCCAGUCGACCCUCAGUACAACUUUACGCACUUUGGAGAGCCUAACUUGGGUUGAUCGUCAAAUUAACAAACUUCUCAACUCCUCCCACGAACGCCAAGCAGAUCAGGCUUUACCGGGCAGUGCAGUUCAAGAAGCACAAGAGGGCCAAGUGGUUGAUGCGUCACAACGUCCUGAACAUCCAACCACUUUGACAGCAAGCACUGAAGGUCAUUCACGACUUGCUGCUGGUGGAGUUCGCGAAGCUCACAUAUCCUCUCACGUGAAUUCUACUCGUCAUGCCCCUGAGGGUGUUGAACGCUCGAGUGGCGUGCACCAAUUCGAUUCGAAUUCCGAAGACGAUGAGGACGAAGAUGAUCACAACGACAACUUGGUCCAUCGCUCGACUUAUCGCGUAGAAAGCGCGGUCGCUAGUGGCCAGACAUCCACUUCCAGUGCUCUAAACAUUGUCUUAGAUAACGUCCUGAUGACUGAUUCUGGGUUAGUGAUAAAUCAGCCAAGGGUAGCCGAAAGAGAUGUGCCGCAACCAUGGCAUACUGGCGAACAAGAUGGAUCCGUAAUUUUUGUUCGCGAUGAUGAAGACGAGGGGAGUGCUGGACAAGGAGGUGAAGAUGAUAAUAGUCAGGACGAAGAUGGCUUGGAUGUUGACGAUGGUGGAGAUGACGAUGAGGAAGUGGAGGACGAAGAUAAUGAUGAAGACGAAGAGGAUGGUGACGAAGAUGAUGACGAGGAUGAUGACGACGACGGUGCUGGUGAAACCGAUGAAGACGUCAUAGCCGAUGAUGGUGAAGUUGCAUUAGUCCUGAGAAGCGGUUCUUCCGGUCGCCAUUUACGUGGCUCUCGUCGCCCCAGAACGGAAACGAUAUCACUUUCAGUGACCACUAGUCGUGCUGGAGGUGAACCGGAACCGACAGCAAGUGCUGGCGAAGCAGUGCGUGCCAACUUCCAACGAGGUGCAGAUGAACUAAAUAUUCAUGGGGACACGCAUGAAGAGGAUGAUGGAAGUUUUGAUGAUGAUGAUGUGGAUACCUUUGGUCGCGAUGACGAGGAUGGAGACGACAUCGAAAUGCCGGGUCCCGAUUCGGAAGGCCCUGUCUUUCUGAGCACAGAUAGUCGUAUGUUGCGCGAGAAUGACUCGGUCGUAGCGGUUGUAGAAGAAGUACUGAAUUUAGUUGACUUACCACAUCAGACAACCUCUACUGUUGUUUCUCGUGGUGCUGGAGGCCGUAGGGACCGAUUCAUUUUCACGCCAUCCGAGUUCGGUGGCUUAAAUAUAAUACCAUCGAGGAACUCCGGAGGUAAUUGGGGUCUCUUCCUACCCCGGUUUGGAGGCGCGAUGAAUGCUGACAAUCAUGUGCGCAAUGCUUCUGCUGGGACCGGCUUACCUCCGAACACCACCAUUUUCCGCUUCGGUAUUGGGAACGGCGGAAAUACCUCCGUUUUCGUAACUGGCAGCAACCAGAGUCGUUUGAACUCUUCUGGUGUCAGCAUAACUUCCCCUGCUAACGCAUCUGCUACUCCCGCAGCCCAGCAAUCAAUAGUCCCUCUGACGCUGCCUAGUCAGCAUCCAAUUCUACAGGUUCCUUCAUUUGCAAUGGCAAAUCAGUCUGGUGCUGUCGGAGCUGGCCCAAACACUAACGUCCGAAUUAAUGGUUCUGUGGUAACCAACGCAGCCCCCACACCAUUCACAAAUAGGGUUACCUCUGUCCUACCGCCCAUUCCGCCGGUAUCCAACACCGUCAGUUCAACACAGUAUGGCUACCGACUCAGGAUUCCUACGGGUGUGCCUCCACCUACCGUUGGUAACGAUAGCCUUCGUAAUCGUGCACCCCCUGCUCGUGCACACACGCCAUUCAUCACUGAAUCUGUAGGCUACCGACCUUACACAACAAAUGUUCCAACAGCGUCCACAUCAGCAGUCACUUCUAGCCUUAUUGCACGCCCUCAGUCUGCCGCUGUAAGUGAAGCUGUUCGAGAUGCCCGUGCUGGUCCUGAGGCUGAUGCUUUAGUGUGGAACGUGCUGAGCAGUGUGGCAGUGGAUCAGCCCCUAGCCGUGAAUUCGGCUCUGGCAAGCGCUGUAUUCCGUACCGAUGAACCUACCGCUACUCGAACCUCGGGUGGUUUAUCUUCCACACAGUUAUCUCCAUAUGCGGGCUAUGCUUUACCCGCAAGCUACCGUCGUUGGGUUACCCUUUCAAGGUUACUCUUCGGUCAUGAGUUGAUGGACCUUGUCCUUAUUAGUCGUUACCAAGUUCACCAGGAAUUAUCUCGCCGAAGACAAGACACUCUAAAACGGCGUAUUCUUGAAGCAGAGCGAUUGGCCAACCAGCAACAAGCCAUUCCAGCUGCAACGCCCAACCAACCGGAGGUAGCCCCGUCGGCCGUAACUUCCACCGCGACUGUCGAAUCCCAACAGCCUGAGGUAUAUGGUGCCCGAGCUCAAAUGGAAACCUCCCAUCUACCAACACCCCCCAUUUCGCACCAACCAUUAGUUGAGCAUACGUUGCAGUAUUCUCAACCGGACGAAGGCACUGCCGCCUCACAAAUGGAUACGGCCCCUGGUAUUUCAGAAGAACCAGUACAAGCUACUACGACUACCUCAACUGGUGGCUCGGGACAACCAACUCAGUCACAGCCCACUCCUCCACCUGUACCGAUGACUGACGAGGAGACUAUUCAGUCCCUCGUUGAGAGUGGUAUGGAUCCGUCGUUUUUGGACGCCCUUCCUGAGGAGAUGCGGCGUGAAGUCAUUGCCGAUCAUCGCCAUGCAAGACAAGUGCAGCAGCAGCUCAGGUCCAUUACAUUGCCGGAACACAUAAAUUCCGAUUGGUUGGCUGGUUUGCCGCCGCACAUACAGGAAGAGGUGUUACUGCAGUUUCGUAACGAACAGCAGCAAAAUGCAGCAGCGGCUGCCUCAGGAGCAAACACGACAACAACUUCUGGUCCUGCGGAAGGUGCUGCCUCAACAGUCGGUGAGUCUGGGUCGAUUGUACGCGUUCCUGAAAGCAACACGGCGUUUCUCGUAUCGCUACCUCCUUCUCUGCGACGUGAAGUGCUGGCCGAUAUGGAAGAAUCGCAGUUAGAGAUGCUACCGCCUGAUUUGGUUGCCGAAGCUCGUCAGUUGCGGAGGGAGAGUGAGGAACGCUUCGCACGCGCCGUGCAAGGUGGAAUGCUGGCACAUUCGUUCACUUCCAGACACGACCGCCUCAUAGGUGGUCCAGGUCGGUGGGAUGUUCGCUUCAGCUCCAUCAACCACUUUCUGCGUCAUUUGAAUUCGCUUGCCGGUCCGUUUCCACCAAACGCAUCCGUCGGGUUGCAUAAUUUGCCUGGUAUCCGAGGCAGACAUUUAGUAGACUAUGAAGGUCUGACUUGCUUGCUUGCACUCUUGGUUGCCAGCUCGUCUUGUGCACAACAGCGUCGUCAGCUAAUACCGACAGUGAAGAAAAAACUUAUCGUGUCACUUCGCAACGCGGAAUUGGAUCGUUGGUACAUUGCUCUGCAUCUUUGGUGGGCUUUCAGAAAAUUGUUCAAAGGAAAAGCCACAGUUGCAAUCGACUCCUUCACUUACCGAAUUGGUUGUACAUUGCUCUGCAUCUUUGGUGGGCUUUCAGAAAAUUGUUCAAAGGAAAAGCCACAGUUGCAAUCGACUCCUUCACUUACCUUAGAACCGCAGUCUUCAAUUUCUGUAGCACAGCGUGAUUCUGAAGUCAAAUCACUUCGGCAAUCGAAACCGAGCGUCAGCAACAACAUAUUUCACACAGGAUUCGAAGCCGCUCUAGGAUGUUGGGUUCGCGUGUUCCAUCCGGUUUCGCAACCAAUUCAGUCUUUUCCCCCUGAAACCGAAGAAGGCCAGUCUAAAGCAAGCCAGGAAUCGGACAUUGGGGAAUCACUUGCGUUCUACUGCGAACCUACAGCUGGUACAUCUGCAACCCCUACGCGUAAUCACAUGAUUCAUCCGCAAGCCGCAGCUGCCGUGUCCAAUGUUUUGCUCGAUACGCUGGGUGAUUUGGCUAAAGCAUUUCCCGCUCACUUCUAUCCACGCUUGUCCGGGGAUCAGAAACCCGGACCGGAGUCGUCAGAGCUACUCGUGACUCCGCACAAGAUCGAUUGGCCUCGUCCACCGUUUUGGGAAAUUUUUGAUCGACUAUCCGAAUCUGCUCCUGUUCUGGGAUCAGUGUCAUCUUCGCCAGCUCACCCGCGAUCCGCUCGUCGCCCUACCCAUGGCAGUGCCAGAAAACGUCAUGGGUCUACUUCUCACAAACAACAGACCAGUGCUGCUCCGCGUCCAACACCAAUGGACGUGUCUUUGCAUGGCUCCAAAACUCAUCUUCAAGAUCAACUACCGGAUACAGGGAUACGUGCUGAAGUUGAUGAGCCCACUGGGCCGUGUCGGAAACGUCUUACUUCUUUAUGGGCCUCUGUGGACUACUUUUCCCAGAUGGCAGACUUACUGUGCCAUCCACUUUUGCAAAAUAGGCCAUCCAACCAAGAACGUGUUCUCACCAUAUUGGCGGGUAUUUUGAAGGAAUUCAUUGUUAACCGUGGACGUAUGGAAGAGCAGUCAGCAACAACCGGUCAAACGGCCGAAACAGUGGCAACACCGUCACAACCAAGCUCCAAAACUCAUCUUCAAGAUCAACUACCGGAUACAGGGAUACGUGCUGAGGUUGAUGAGCCCACUGGGCCGUGUCGGAAACGUCUUACUUCUUUAUGGGCCUCUGUGGACUACUUUUCCCAGAUGGCAGACUUACUGUGCCAUCCACUUUUGCAAAAUAGGCCAUCCAACCAAGAACGUGUUCUCACCAUAUUGGCGGGUAUUUUGAAGGAAUUCAUUGUUAACCGUGGACGUAUGGAAGAGCAGUCAGCAACAACCGGUCAAACGGCCGAAACAGUGGCAACACCGUCACAACCAAGUGAACAACUCGAACAGCCGAUCCCUCCGGAAGCUGUAGUUGGGCAACCUGAAUCCUCAGCUACCGGAGUUCAAGAACCGACAAAGGCCACCAGUACGUCUGUGCCACCAGAUUUCGUUGGUUCCAUUAGACCGGAAGCACUAAAGACGCUGUGUGAAUUUGUCUGCUCGCCGAAGUCCACUGAGUCCGGUCGCAGUAUGGCAGCUCAGCUGAUUACCGACUUGGCACAUACCAAUCGAGACAUGAAGGAGUUGAUGCUGAGUCUACUCGCAGAGUCCCUAAAUGCAUUAACCAGAAAACUGAGCAUCCAAUUGCAGGAGUUUUCGGACGAGUUGACAUCGCAGCUUAAGAGCGAUACGGUCAUUUCAUUGAAACAAAAGGAGCGUACUAUGAAACCAUCCUCAUCCAUUUCUCGACUUGUCUCGAUGGAUGUGCUGCCUGAUCGAUUCAGUAGUUCCGGUCAAACUGUGGUUGUAUCCGGUGGUGAUUCCCGUCCCAACCCGGCCACUGCUUUCUGCGAUCUCCAACUGAAAUCUAUUCAGGCAUUUACCUGUCCGAAUAAUGAACAAUCACGACUUCGUGGAAUUGUUGGUUUGAUGGUUCGCUUGACUGCUGGCGAGUGUUCCUUGAACGCCAACGGGUCGGUCUCCGUUUCCAACCAAGAUCCGUUUGCUUCUAUCACUUCGCUCAGUGAAUUUUGGCCCAAGUUGAGUUCCGUUUUUGAAAAACUCCAAAAGUGCCCUGACAUGAAUGCAGUGCUUCUUUUGCAACCACUGUUAGAAGCGUUCUGUUUGGCUCACUUGCACUUGGUCAAAGACUCGAUUAUGAUCCGUCAGCGCUCCGCCACGUCGCGUGCUAAUCGACCGACAAUCACAGUGACCGCCCCCGGUGCACACAGUCUAGUCGAUAUGAUUCCGAUGCUUCAAGUCCGGGUCGAUUCCUCUACACCUGCUCCAGAACGUGACGAGGUUCGCGAACCUUCGAUAAACGAAAACACCACACAUCUGCAGUUGGAUGUGAUGGGUCCAAUGUCACCACCAACCUUGAGCACUGAAGAUGAGAAAGCAUUUAGUGAUGAUGCAGCCCGAUGUCGCCGCAGCUCUUCAAAUUCAGCAACCGCGAAUGCAGUCUUGCAGUUUGCUGAGCAACAUCGGAUUGGACUGAAUCAAGUUCUACGUCAACAUGGUGGGAGUUUAGGGGAGUCGCCCUUUGCUGUAUUUUUGGCCUAUCCACGUGUUCUCGAUUUUGACAUUAAACGGCGAUUUUUCCGGCAACAGCUUCAAGCCCUAUCCCACCGCUCACCACUCUCCAACCGUUACGAUGAUGAGCCAAUUUUGAUCUCCCGUGAUCGCCUUUUUGAGGACAGUUAUGCGCGCCUGCACCGCAAGUCGCCUGCUGAGUGGAAGCACAAGUUUGUGAUCCGAUUUCACAACGAAGAGGGUCAAGAUGCUGGUGGCCCAUUGCGUGAGUGGUACUUGUUGAUGAGCCGUGAAAUCUUCAAUCCCAAUUAUUGUCUGUUCCGCACGUCACCUGCCGAUCGUGUCACGUACACCAUCAACCCGAGCUCAUACAUCAACAGUAACCACCUUUCAUACUUCAAGUUCGUCGGCCGAUUUAUCGCCAAGGCGAUUUACGACAGCAAACUGCUCGAGUGCUACUUCUCACGAGCAUUCUAUAAACAUAUACUUGGUGUUCCAGUCAAGUGCUCUGAUUUGGAAAGUGAGGACUACGACUUUUACAAAGGUUUGGAGUUUCUUCUGAAGAAUCAUGUUUCCGACUUGGGCUACGAGCUUACUUUCAGCACAGAGAUCAACGAGUUUGGUAAGACUGAAACUCGAGACCUCAUAGAAAAUGGUCGGAAUGUUCCCGUAACGGAACAAAACAAGAAGGAAUACGUUCGUCUUGUAUGUCAGGAAAGGAUGACCGGGGCUAUCAGACAGCAGUUGGACGCGUUCCUCGCCGGCUUCUAUGAAAUUAUCCCGAAGCGAAUGAUCAGUAUAUUUAAUGAACAAGAACUAGAACUGCUUAUAAGUGGGUUACCAAACAUCGAUAUAGGUGACUUGAAAGCUAACACGACCUAUUCAAAAUACCAUCCAAACUCGCCACAGAUCGAGUGGUUCUGGUGUGCACUGGAAUCGUUCGACCAAGAGGACCGUGCUCGCUUUCUCCAGUUUGUCACCGGAACCAGCAAAGUUCCCCUGGGUGGUUUUGCGAAUUUGGAAGGAAUGCAUGGACCGACCAAAUUCCAGAUCAGUCGAGCGAGCGUGUCUAGCACAAAUCAUCUGCCAUGUGCUCACACGUGCUUCAAUACUUUGGUCUUACCGGCCUACGAAACCUAUGAGCAACUUCGCGCUCGACUACUGACGGCAAUUCGGGAAUGCAGCGAAGGCUACGGAAUGGCUUGAUUGGCUGUUCUCUCACCCGACUCUUUGUCUGUGAUGAAAUCCUCGCCCAUUCUCCAUUUUCUCCAAUUAUCCGCCCACGUUUCGCUGUCAAUUUACCGCUUUCCCCGGACUAUUUACCCUUUGAAGACUAUGCACUUAAUCGUCUUCAUGGAAUCGCGUUUUUUUAGAAAAAUUCAUCUGGGCUAUUUUUCCCUCCUGCCCAGGGAGCACCAAGAAGUGAAUGGACUGACAAAUUAGAUCCCAAAAUGUCAGAUCAUUUCAGCGCUCCUGUAUAUGCCUCACUCUCGUUCUGUCGCAGUCCCGUUUUUCCAUGUUUGUUGCUCAUCUCGUGAAAUAUGACUCACUCCAUGCAUUCUCGUAUUGUUCUCACACUCCGAGUCCCGUCCAUCCUCUUCAGAACGACGGAACUUCAUUGAAUUUUUCGUCCAUUUGAUUGUUGUGUGGAUACCUUAGCGAAAUACCGAAUCAGCUCUCUCCCUCAUAAAUCUGGGGGCCGGUUCAUUACCCCACUGUUUCACCAUGUUUUUGAACUUGAAAGCUUUGAUGCCG